AUGGAUAGAAAGCUUCCAAAUGGAACUACUCCUGUUCGUAAACAAGGAGAAAUGCGCUCGAAGUUUACGAAGGAGGAAGAUGCGAAACUAUUGCAAUUAGUUAAUGACAGUGGAAAAACUCCAAAUUGGAGAUCUAUAAGUAUUGCCAUGGAAACAAGGACUCCAAGACAAUGCAGAGAGAGAUAUCAAAAUUAUUUAAGACCAAAUAUCGAGCACACCCUUUGGACUGCUGAAGAAGACCAGUUAUUGUUACAACAAUACGAAAUCCACGGUAAUAAAUGGAAUUUAAUAGCCAAAACCAUGAAGGGUAGAACAGGAAAUACAAUCAGAAACCGUUUCCUUUCUUUAUAUCGUAGACAGCACAGAUAUGAUAAGGAAGAACCCGUUGUAUUGAAAAAGGAUGAUGAAAUGCCUAUCCCUGCUACAGAACAAAUAGUCGAUUUACCAUCACAUGUUGGAUUUACGCCAAUAAUCGUUGAAGUUCACACUCCGAAAGUUCGUCUUUAUGUACUUCCUCCUGUAAAUCAAGAAGCGCAGCAUGCAACAUCUGUAUGA
Trichomonas vaginalis G3 is the source of this 555-nucleotide messenger RNA. RefSeq names its product RNA polymerase II transcription regulator recruiting protein. NCBI's taxonomy places the organism in Eukaryota, Parabasalia, Trichomonadida, Trichomonadidae. The record is from RefSeq and is a predicted model, not a curated record. Gene Ontology annotation, cellular component: nucleus. Gene Ontology annotation, biological process: regulation of DNA-templated transcription. Bases 1 to 555 code for a protein of 184 amino acids. The transcript has a single exon. Gene Ontology annotation, molecular function: DNA-binding transcription factor activity, RNA polymerase II-specific; RNA polymerase II cis-regulatory region sequence-specific DNA binding.